This is a messenger RNA of Drosophila grimshawi, 3091 nucleotides long. RefSeq names its product transcription factor Ken (gene ken). The record is from RefSeq and is a predicted model, not a curated record. The transcript is spliced from 3 exons. Gene Ontology annotation, molecular function: DNA-binding transcription factor activity; RNA polymerase II cis-regulatory region sequence-specific DNA binding; protein binding. Gene Ontology annotation, cellular component: nucleus. Bases 970 to 2769 code for a protein of 599 amino acids. NCBI's taxonomy places the organism in Eukaryota, Metazoa, Arthropoda, Insecta, Diptera, Drosophilidae. Gene Ontology annotation, biological process: regulation of transcription by RNA polymerase II.
GUGCACAAAUAGUGCUUUGGUAAGUCGGACGUACGGUGACGGUGCCCGCGUGCUAUAAGAGAAACGCAAAAGUUACACUCUUCCCAUACAAAAAGAGAGAGGCAAAAGCCCCGAUCUCUCGCUCACUCAAUCGCUCACUCGCUCGCAAAGUCGGGAAAAAAGUUUUACCAAUCAAGUUUUUUAUUUCGCAAUAAUGUAUUACAUAUAACAAAACUUCAACCUAGUUAAAAGUUACUGUUGUUGUUGUGAACUUUUGUGUGUAUGUGUGCGCGGAACAUAUAUGCAUAUGGAUUGGCAUCGCUCUAUUGUGUAUGUGAAUGUGUAUUUGUUGUUUGUUUGCUUUUCGUUCGUAUCGAAACAGCAAAAGCUAAUGGAACUGUGAACUGUACGUGCCUUGCUUCAAAACAACAUCCAACUCAACUCGAAAAACAAAAAAAGAGAAAUUUAAUCUACUCUCUACGAUCAUAUUGUAGUAUUGUGAAAAUCUCGAAUACAAUCGAUCGAUCAGUAAGAACUGAAACAGUUGUCCCAUGUUGUCCAUAUGAACCUGUGUUGGUGUAGAUGUGUUGAAACUGAAAGUAAUAAUUUUACAUACAUACAUACAAACAUCUGUAUGUAUGCAAAAGGAAUAGAACGCGUUUAUCCACACACUCACACUAAACACUCGCACACACAUACAUACAUACAUACAUGUGCAGGUACAUAUAUAUGUGAGCGACGAGCAUACAGAAACUUUAACCAGAGACUGUGAAAGUGGAAAGCUCUGCUCAAUCUGCUUACUUGUCAUUUGUGUGUAUGUAGAGAAGUGUGUGUGUGAGUAUAUAUGUAUGCAUAUGCAUAAUACUACAACUGCUGCAUUUACAUAUGUGUAUGCCUGUGUGUGUAUGCAUGUAUAUUACAUACAUAUUCCGAAAGUCUACAGAAGAUUUUCCAGCUAUUUGUGAAAGGGAGUAAUUGCCACAAGACUUAAUGAAAGAGUUUCAAAGAAUGUUGAUGUUGCAAUACAGCAAGCAUGGUGAGUGCAUCCUCAAAGAAAUCGGAGCAGCCUUCAGAGGAGAGCAUCCAGCGGACCUAACCAUAGUCUGUGAGAACAAAGUGAAGCUGCAUGCCCACAAAUUAGUUCUCGCCGCUGCCAGUCCACUCAUAAGGAAUUUGUUGGAGGAUACUCACUUGAGCGAUUGCACAACAACGGUCUAUUUUCCCGAUGUGAAUGCGACAUAUUUUAAAUUUCUAUUGGAUUUCUUGUACUCGGGCCAGACGUGUAUAACAUCGCGAGAUGUGAACUAUCUGCACGAUUUGUUGCUGCUGCUGCAGAUCAAAUCGGACAGUUGGAAGACGACAGAUUCCGCGUAUCUGAGCAGUAAAUGCGCCAGCUUACGCGACAGACCGAGGAAGCAGCAAUACACAUCCUCCCAAUCCUUGGAUCAGUCCCUCAAAUACGAAGUCGAGAGUGUGGAUGAGGCACGCAAUGCGGCUAACUUUUCCACAUAUUCGGCGGAGAAUUGUGAGAGCGCCAACGAGUGCACCAAUAAGGAUAAUAAUGAUGAUGACGAUGAUUGCAGCGCCGCAAGGGGCGACAACAGCAGCAAGGACAAUAAGAGCGACAAAGACACCGAUGAAGUUGUUAACCUCUCACACAUUCCAGCUGGCGGCGGACUUGCCAACAGCAGCAGCAGCACCAGCAGCACUAAUAACAAUAACAACAGCAAUAAUAACAACAACAAUAACAACAACAGCAAUUCGACAGUAAACCCAGUUAAUCUAUCACUCGAUCUGCGAACGAAGAGCGACAAUCACUCGUCACGGAACGAUAUUAGCAAAUCCUUUCUAUCCAAACACAAUAGCGCUGACGCGAUCAGCGCCAAUGAGAGUACGAAGCGUAAGGGUCUUUUCUUUGAGGCCCACAAGGAUAUUAUGAAGCCACUGUCCGACGGGUCGGACAUCAAUAGUUCCCCGGAGAACUAUGUGGUGACGCCGCAUCGAAAGAGACGGCCCGGUUUCCAUAAUACCCAGAGCGACAAUCAACCGUUUACAACAUAUCAGCACAAUCUACUGGAAGAGCUGCGAUUGGUCAAGUCGACAACGUCACCGAUAGCGGGAUUGGCAGCGGAAAAGAACCUAUUAUCGCAUCUGGAAGAUGGCACCCUCAACACGGACACUCUCACGCCGCCGGAACGGAAACUAUUAGAAGCACAACAACAGCAGCAGCAACAACAUCAACGCAAUCAUCGUGGUCAGAGUCCGGAGCUGCAAAUGCAUCUGGGGCAACAGUUUGUGUAUCAAUGGCAGUCGAAUCAAAAUGCCGCCAUUUCAACAAUGCCCAAUUUGCAGUCGCGUCUCUCCAGUUUAUCGCAUAUUAACUUAAAUCUUGAUCCGGAUGGGGGUCGCAACAAUAGCAGCACCGUCGUCGCCGCCGCCAAUACAAAUUCCCACUCAACGUCGUCGUCGUCGGUGCGCGAAUAUCGCUGCGAAUACUGUGGCAAGCAGUUCGGCAUGUCGUGGAACCUGAAGACCCAUCUCCGCGUCCACACCGGCGAGAAGCCCUUCGCCUGCCGACUGUGCGUCGCCAUGUUCAAGCAGAAGGCGCACCUGCUGAAGCAUCUGUGUUCGGUGCAUCGGAAUGUUAUAACGACGACGAAUGGCACCGAUACGGAGAAUCGCUACAGCUGCUGCUUCUGCUCGAUGUGCUUUGAGUCCGUGCAGGAGCUGGUGCGUCAUUUGUCCGGGCAUCACAACAAUCUGCUGCUCACUAAGAAUCUUCGGGAAUAAUCAUCUACAGAAUACAACAAAAAUACACACAACAGAUCUGUUUGACUGGCGGCGUCGUCAUCGCUUCUCAAAUAAGUAAUUGCAAAGAGACCUGAAUUUUAUAUACAUAUGUAUAUACAACAUAAACUUACGGUAAACAGUAAAGAACAAGAGCAAACAACAAAAAAAGCAAAAUGCAAUUGUAUAAAUAUGUAAAAUGUACAUUUAAAUCAGCAUAGAAUUUUAUUAACAUUCAAUUGAAUUUUACUUGGUCGACAUGUGACAGCCCCCAAAAAACUAAAAAAAAAAACAAAAAACAAAAAAAUAAUAUGAAAAAGGUGCA